ACAGCGGGUUCGUGGGGCACAAUGGCUAUAAUGUAUUUUUAGCGCUCGCUAUGUUGGGCUGCUAUGUGUGUUGCCUGGCAGCUCUCUGCUUCUAUACAGCCGCGGCUCUGGCUGGGUUUUAUAAGGAGAAGAUAAGCAGCGAGGGUGGAGUUGAUUCCCUGCAUCCCAGCAGCGCUUCUGGGAACUACCGUAGUGCGCUACAUAGCAGCGCCUUUCUCGCCUUCAUCAGGAAAUAUGGCAGGAGAUACAAGGCUGGCAGCCUGAUGUUUCAGGAGAGAUACCAAAUAUUCCUGAAAAGCAUAGAAAGGCAGAAAUAUCUUAACACAACUGCGUUCUCUGCAAACCUUACAAGUGCCGCCCGUUAUGGAAUCAAUCAGUUUUCGGACUUGUCUGCUGAAGAAUUUUUUAAUACUUAUUUGAGAAGCUUCCCAACCAGCAAUUAUACGUCCAAUAAACCUCUCAAGAAUUCUACGCAACAAUAUCUUUUACCUUUGCGGUUUGACUGGAGAGACAAAAAUUUUGUGACACCUGUGAAAAAUCAAUUGAGUUGUGGUGCGUGCUGGGCUUUCAGUGUAGUCGGGGCAGUGGAAUCUGCUUAUGCAAUUAAAGGGCACACAUUGGAAGAGCUCAGUGUACAGCAGGUCAUUGACUGUUCAUAUCUGGAUUCUGGUUGCAACGGAGGAUCCACAGACAGUGCUUUAAAGUGGUUGAAUCAGACAAAGACUAAACUAGUUAGGGCAUCUGAAUACAACUUUAAAGCUCAGACUGGAUUUUGCCAUUAUUUUCCUAAAACCGAUUUUGGUGUUUCAAUAAAUGGAUAUAAAACUCAGGACUUCAGUGGAGGUGAAGAAUCAAUGAUGAAGAAGCUGAUUCACCUUGGUCCAUUGGUCGUUAUAGUCAAUGCUAUAAGCUGGCAGGAUUACCUAGGUGGUAUAAUACAGCACCAUUGCUCCAGCGGAACACCAAACCAUGCAGUUUUAGUAACUGGCUAUGAUAAGACAGGUGACACUCCUUACUGGAUUGUGAAAAACUCUUGGGGAACUUCCUGGGGUGCAGAUGGAUAUGUCUUUAUUAAAAUGGGUGGAAAUAUUUGUGGGAUAGCUGAUUUUGUUGCAGUUCCAUUGAUGUAACUCUGGAUCAUGUGAUCGUCAGACAAAGUUAACCUCUCAGAAUAACACCACUGAUAUUUUUAGUGAAUGACUCUGCUUUAUUUCUUUAUUAUGAAUUUUAAACGACAAUGAAAUCUGAAUUCAAUUUGCGGUGCCAGUGUAUAAGGUGUUUCCUCCACAGUGAGUUCAAUCACUAAGCCUGGGAAAACUUUCUUCGCCAGCACUGGACUGCAAUUCCCUUACUCUCUUGGCAGGUCUUGAGCCUUUGCCUUAGAAUAACAUUUUAUGAUUCCCAAAUUCAUUUGUGUUAAUAUGUAAAAAGAAAUGUGCACUUUAGCACAUGUAUCUGCAUAGUGCUUAAAUGCAUAUGAAAAAAGGGCAGAUUAGUACACAAGUAAUUGCAUUUUUAUAUGAUGUAUAUAAACUCUGUUUUUAAGCAAUGUAAAUAUUCAAAGAUAUUUUGAAUAUUGUAGAUUUAAAGCAGAUGGACCAAGAUGCAUGUCAAUAUACUGCAACCUCGGACUUUUCACGGGAGCAUUAGUUUUACCGGCCCUGUUCAGUGUGACUUGUUAUAUACAAACGUGUUGUUGUUUUAAUUAUAUCAUUUUGUUUAACUGGAUACUAGCUCAGUCUAUCUCUUUCAGGGGAGGACUGAAUCUGCAUUUUUAUGAGAUUAAAAAGUAAAUGUGUUAA
Xenopus laevis (African clawed frog) is the source of this 1802-nucleotide messenger RNA. It is a transcript of the gene ctso.L, whose product is annotated as cathepsin O L homeolog. Gene Ontology annotation, cellular component: lysosome. The coding region runs from base 51 to 1130 and encodes 359 amino acids. Gene Ontology annotation, molecular function: cysteine-type endopeptidase activity; cysteine-type peptidase activity. NCBI's taxonomy places the organism in Eukaryota, Metazoa, Chordata, Amphibia, Anura, Pipidae. Gene Ontology annotation, biological process: proteolysis. The transcript has 8 exons. The record is from RefSeq and is a predicted model, not a curated record.